AUGGCGCUAAAUAAUGAUUUAAUUGGGUUUAGAUUCGAGUAUGAUACUAAUCUAAGUAUAGAAUUACUUUAAGCUUAAAAUAAUAAAACAUAUUUAGUCUAUGUUGCCUAAUUUUAUUAGGCCAAUCAAUCAAAUUAGGUAACUUAUAAUCUUGAUGUUAUUGAUUGCUAAAAUCCUAGUCUUAUAGGCUUUAAAUGCUUGGAUUUUUCAAAGAUUUCUAACUACACCUUUUCUCUCGACACUUAAAAUAAUUUGUAAACUUAAAUUACUAUCAUGACUUACGGUUGCCUGGAUUUGGAUAACUAUAAGACAUUUAUUCCAGAUAAUUGUGCAAAUCAAACAGAAAUUGAUAAUGUAGUUAAUGGAUCAAAUAGUGUUUUACGACUAAAACUCUACACUAGUCAGUUUAAUACAACUUCAUAGGAAAUUUAAGCAAACUAUAGAAACUCAUAUGUCUAUACAAUCGGUAAUCAAUCAAUUUUAUCGAGGAUCAAGACAUAAAAGUAAGUUACAUCAGUUAAAAGUGGAUUGAUUAUACAAUCUGAAAUGACUUUUUCUUCUCCAAUAUAGUAUGACAAGCAAGAUUAUAGCUACGAUAGGAAAUAUGCUCUAGAAAAUAUAGGUUUUUAGAGCUUUAGCUCAGUAAAUCUGUUUCCAGAUGAACUAGUUUAGUAAAUUUAAAUUGAAUUUCCCACUCUUCCCCAAGUUUUUGCUUAAGUUAAUAGUAUUCUUACAUUGCUUAUGCUUUUGGGUGUUAUUGGUAGAGCUAUUUCUAGGUAUUCAAUAAAACAAGAUUUUUUUAUGCUUUUCUUCAAACAUUUAUUUUAAGCGAAUUACUUAUUAAUGUAAGGCGUUCAGAAGACUUAACAACAAAGUUAAUUGGAUGAUAAAUGCUAAGAAUAAUUUUAAUAGCAUAAACAAGAAAUAUUACAAAUCAAACAAUAAUAAUCAGAUUAAAAAGAUCAAAGGGUAGCAGAAAUCAAAUAAUUAUAGACAGAUAGUAUUAAUGAGGAUGAAGAAGAAAUAAAAAAUCAAGAUGAAAUAAGUUAAUCUAAAUCAAUUCCUUUUUUUUAUUACACACCUUCGUAUAAUAAAAGUUAUCUAUAUCAAAAUAAUAAUUUAGAAAAUUUAGAAUUGGAAUAAAAGUCAUUUAACAAUAGCACCAUUAAGCUUAGAAAAGAGCUUGUUUAAAUAAAUUAAAAAGGAAAAUUAUCAAUUGAAAAGGAUUCUCCACAGAUAAUCAACGACUCUAUCAUUUAAAAAUCAACUCUAUACAAUAAAUAAACUUCAAGCAUGAUUUCUGAAACUAUUUUUUCUAUCUAAAGCUAAAAAUCUAAGACAAAUGUUGUUUAAAAAAAGGAAUAAAACUUUAUAGGUAAUAACCUAGAAUAAGCUAAGAAAUGUGAAGAAAAUAAAUAAUAUUAAUGUUAAGAAGAUCAAAGCAAUAAAGAAAAAAAGGAAAUAGGUGAUUGUUUAACAAAUUUGAGAGUUCUUUAAGAUAGAAAAGUUUAUGCAAGAAUGAAAAAAUAAAUAUUUAGAAUAGUAUUGUGCAAAAAACGAUAAAAGUCUGAGGGGAUAGAGGCUCUAAGUUAAAAACAGUAAUAAAUGAUAGAUAAUUAGAUCAGAUAAGAUCUUAGUAUCUUAAAUUUUAUCAAAGAUAUGAUCUUUUUAAAGAAAGCUGUUAUGUUACUUUUAAGAAAAGAUUAGUUAGCAGCACUAAAUUUGAUAGGAUUUUCUACAAGUGCUUAAGAAUUAGAUUUUAAAAAUAUUCACUCAAAUGCCUAACUAA
Tetrahymena thermophila SB210 is the source of this 1789-nucleotide messenger RNA. Its product is annotated as AMP-binding enzyme family protein. The annotation marks the transcript as partial. The record is from RefSeq and is a predicted model, not a curated record. Lineage: Eukaryota; Ciliophora; Oligohymenophorea; Hymenostomatida; Tetrahymenidae. The transcript is spliced from 2 exons.